This is a messenger RNA of Echinococcus granulosus, 1263 nucleotides long. RefSeq lists its product as hypothetical. The transcript is spliced from 11 exons. The coding region runs from base 1 to 1263 and encodes 420 amino acids. The record is from RefSeq and is a predicted model, not a curated record. Lineage: Eukaryota; Metazoa; Platyhelminthes; Cestoda; Cyclophyllidea; Taeniidae.
AUGUCUGAUACUUUAGAAAAACAUUUUUUGUCUGUAAACAGCAACAUGAAAAUCCGUACUACCCUACCUCGAGGCUGUUGUAGUCAAGAAAGUGAGCAAUUUGAGGUGCGUUUCAUUCCUGUCAAUUUUAAUCCUCGCUUUAACUCAACCAAUUUGAGUUUCCAGUUAGCCUGUCUUUCUACUCCCAACCUCUUAGCGAUCGCCACAUUCAACUUGUCAUGGAGGCUGUCAGGAUCAGGGGAGAUCAGCGCUCAUAACAAUGGGACUUCAAAAGGUGCUAUUUAUUCAACGCAUUUACAGAAACAACCGAGUGAAAUGUGCUAUGAGGAUCUACAGAAGCCGAGAAUUCCCAGUGAGGCUUCAUUCUUAAAGAAGAAAAUAAAUAAUCGUAAUACAUUUCAUUUUAGCGGAAUCCCACCUCAUGCUGUCGUGAAUAUCAACAGAAACAAUGCUCAUCCGGGCAUCAUUUUUGGAGGAUUAUCAAGCCAAAAGAUCUCACGAUCACUUAAUAUGAUGCGAUUAUUAAACCGGUGCAAAAACUUGACUUGUAGCGAAAACUGUAAUAAUUUAUUUAAAAAAAUUUCUUAUUCACUACCAAACGUCUUUCCAAACCAGGUGUGUGUCACCUUGACCUGCCAACAACCACAAUAUUGCAAAUGCGAUACCUGUCGUCAAACUUGUUCCACCCCAAAAAAGCCUUCAGGUGGAUCAUCAAAUACCUGUCCCCAACAACAAUGCCCACCACUAAAGAAGCUCCCACUUCUUUGCUAUCACACGACGAUCAUUACCCAAAUAUCUCCUUUGAAUUCUUACUUCUUAUUCGUUAAGACACCAAAACAUGACUGGCAUCCUUUUUUCGUCUGUAAGGAAAAAGAAAGUACACGAGCAAUCAAAAGUUUUUGUUUGUUUUUCAUUCACGAAUUUAGCAGAAUCCCAGUGCAUGCAUGUGUGAAAACUAUUUGCUCCAUUCACAUUGCUAAUUCUACAUGCGAUCUACUGAGAAAUCAACCUGCCGAGGAUCUCAUGACUGCCAGCAGGAGCAGAGCUCAUCAAAGUAAAACUAUAAAUGUCAGUGAAUGGAUUGGCUGUCAGGUUUCAUAUCCACAUGAUGAAGAAACUUCGUGUAAAAACGUUGGAAUAUUUGAAAGGGUAUUCGACCACCGAAAUUUAAUAACUGCCCCGCGUCUUCAAUGGAAUUGUCCCAUUCCAAAACCAGUUAAUUUAUCCGGAUGGCCUUUCAAUCCAAGACCAAGGUGUGGAUAG